This is a messenger RNA of Homalodisca vitripennis (glassy-winged sharpshooter), 779 nucleotides long. RefSeq names its product endocuticle structural glycoprotein SgAbd-2-like. Gene Ontology annotation, cellular component: chitin-based extracellular matrix. Bases 102 to 683 code for a protein of 193 amino acids. Gene Ontology annotation, molecular function: structural constituent of chitin-based larval cuticle. NCBI's taxonomy places the organism in Eukaryota, Metazoa, Arthropoda, Insecta, Hemiptera, Cicadellidae. The record is from RefSeq and is a predicted model, not a curated record. The transcript has 3 exons.
UAGAUCUGGCUGCUGAACUUGAUCUUCCCCCGCCCCUAUAUAAGCAGCAGGUCAUAAGGUUGGUUACUUUGAGUUCGGCACUUUGGCGAGUACCUUGCAUCAUGAGCUGUGUAGUUGUAUUGGCAGCAUUGAUUGGCACUGCCUUGGCAGCGCCACAAGUGGCAGUUAAACCUGCUCCCUACCAGGCUUACCAACCCUUGCAGUAUUCAAGUCCCUUCAAUACCCCGUAUUCCCCGGCCUACAAACCAGUGCCCUACGCUGCAGCUAUCCCAGCUACCCCGGUCUACAAACAAGUGCAAGGCUACGCCAACCCCGCUUACGUUAAGCCAGCUCAGCCCUACGCGGCCCCAGCGUACAACUACAACCCCCAAGUGGCGUACAACCCUCAGUACUCCUCAGCUUACGGGAGACCUAUCGCCAUCGUUCGACAGUCUCAGGAUGACAACUUUGACGGCUCUUUCACCUACGAUUUUGAGGCUGAAAACGGAAUCUCUUCCCAGGCCAGUGGAUACCUUAAGAACCCGGGAACAGAGGUUGAGUCUCAGGUGAUCCAAGGACAGUUCGCAUACACCUCCCCAGAUGGCACCCCUAUCGUCACCCGGUACUACGCCGAUGAGACCGGAUUCCACGCUGAGGGUUCUCACAUCCCUGCUGCCCCAUCGGACCCCUACAGGACUGCUUAGUUCCCCUACUGUCCAGAACUUCCUUCCACUAAAUUUCAGUAGUGUAAAUACAGGGUAGUUCUCUUUCAAAUAAAUAGUGUUUCUAGUUCUUUCUAA